Messenger RNA from Saccostrea echinata, 609 nucleotides. Its product is annotated as putative inactive phenolphthiocerol synthesis polyketide synthase type I Pks15. The record is from RefSeq and is a predicted model, not a curated record. The coding region runs from base 1 to 609 and encodes 202 amino acids. Lineage: Eukaryota; Metazoa; Mollusca; Bivalvia; Ostreida; Ostreidae. Gene Ontology annotation, biological process: fatty acid biosynthetic process. The transcript has 3 exons. Gene Ontology annotation, molecular function: fatty acid synthase activity; 3-oxoacyl-[acyl-carrier-protein] synthase activity.
AUGAACGGACAGGACGCCAUAGCAAUAGUAGGGGUUGGUUGCAAGUUUCCCGGAGCUGAUGGCCUGGAAGAAUUUUGGCGGGUCCUAAAAAAUGGCGAAGAUCAUAUACAGGAUAUUCCAAAGGAAAGGUUUAAUGUUGACGCCUUUUUUGACAGUAAUCCUGAUGCACCUGGAAGAACAUAUGUAAGGAAAGCCGGAAUAGUUUCAGGAAUCAGCCAAUGGGAUAAUAGAUUUUUUGGAAUUGGGGAGAAUGAAGCAAAGACAAUGGACCCCCAACAACAGAUAGUUCUGGAGUGUGUCUACAGAGCUAUGGAAGAUGGCGGAUUUACAAAGUCAGACUUCAAUCAAUCAGAUACGGGAGUGUACUUAGGCGUAAUGAAUGGCGAAUAUGAAGCUGUAGCCGGACACGAUCUGAAGCAAUUGACCAAUUACUCGGUGACUGGACUUAGUCGAAGCAUCAUAUCGGCCAGAGUGGCCUACUUUUUAAACCUUCACGGUCCGGCGAUUACUCUGGAUACGGCUUGUUCUUCUUCCCUUGUUGCGAUUCAUACAGCUGAACAGGCUAUCAAAUCUGGUAAAAAGUCAUUUUCAGCAUUUACAUAUCUGUGA